Molecule: messenger RNA, 4729 nt
Organism: Oryza sativa Japonica Group (Japanese rice)
Lineage: Eukaryota; Viridiplantae; Streptophyta; Magnoliopsida; Poales; Poaceae
Source: RefSeq, a predicted model, not a curated record
AGAGCAGCGCAGCAGCUAGCUAGAAGUUUUGGGCGGAGGCCUCAGCGGCCUACAGUACUGUAGAGUGCAGACGCAUGGUCAUGGACUUCUCCCUGAAAAAUAAACAGGGGGAAAAAGAACGGCCCAUGGUUUACGGUUCAGGUGUCCUUAUAAAGGGGUCUAUUUUAAAUGAUCUAUUUGAAAUAAAUCUUAAAAAUAUUUUUAUGUUAAAAUAGAACCCUUAACUAUUAGGAAAAAGUCCAAAUAACCCCCUAAACUUUGGAUGGAAGUUCGUCUAGCACUCUAAACUUUAAAACCAGAUAUUCAACCAACCUAAACUUUACAAUACCGUUUAUAUAACCCCAUAAGAUGAUUUUGCAUAGUGAUUUUUAUCUAAUUUAUAUAUAAGUUGGAUGAGUCUGAGCUUUGGACAUAUAUAUAUAUAUUAAAAUUUUAACUGAAAUAUUUCUUUUUGCUUCAUAUUAACUCUUACUUACAAACAAUUGUAUCAAGAUGAUAAUAGUAUGAUAUCACUGUACAAAAAUAAAUUAAUAACUUAUAACUGAUGAUAUGCAAAUAUAUUAUAUUAGUUAUUUAAAAUUAUUCGUUUAAGCUUCUAAAAUAUGCAAAGCCAUCAUCAAACUACCUUAGGAGCUAAUAUGGAUGGUAUGGCAAAGUUCGGAACUCCCGUUUCGCAACUUUUGCUCCGCGAGCACGUUUCACGAACUGCUAAACGAUACUUUUUUUUAAAAAAAAAUUCUAUAGAAUAGUUACUGCAGAAAAUCAUAUUAAUCUAUUUUUAAAGUUUUUUAGCCAAUACUUAAUUAAUCAUAUGUUAAUGAGCUACCUCGCUUUCUGUGCGAAGUGAAAAGCUACUUUAGAACAUCUUAAUCCUGUGCAUAAUAGCUUCUCAUAUACACCAAAAGUUAUAGAAAUAGCAUUGCAUCUAUAUAUAAAGUCUCAUCUUCUUAUUAGUAUAUUUUAUUUAGCUGCUCUAAGUUGGUGCAGGCGGGCGCUGGUUUGGCACUAAGAUAAAAACAAUCAUCGGAUGCUCACUUAACUCGCAAUCCACCCUACCCUAGUGACCACCAGUCCACAAGCAGCACCUAUAGCUAACUAUUAGUGAGAGACCACCGACCCAAAAUCAGUGCGAGGCGGUGGCGAGCGGCUCCCAUGGCCGUAUACAGCGUCGCCACGGGGGCCUUGGCUCCCGUCCUAUCGAAGCUCUCCGCUUUGCUGGGCGACGAGCACUUGGAUCUUGCGGAGAGGACCCGGAGCGACGCCAUGUUCAUCAGGUCCCAGCUGGAGGCCGUGCACUCUCUCCUCCUCCCGAGGAUUAGUUGGGGAAUGACGGGGGAGGAAGUCGAUGCUUUGUGCAAGGAUGAGUUGAUGGCGGAGGUGCGUGAGCUGUCCUACGACAUGGACGACGCCAUCGACGAAUUCUUCUUAGAGGAGCCCAUGGCGGGCGGCGACGGUGGCCCUUUCGAUGAGCUCAAGACAAGAGUUGAGGAUGUCUCCAAGCGGUUCUCCGACAGCCGGCGGUGGAGGCCACCGGUGGAGCAACAUCAACCAUCCCUAACCGCCGCAACCGUAGACUGUCCACCUCCUCACGCUCGCUUCGUCCACAACAUGAUGGAUGUGUCAGAGCUCGUGGAGAUGGACAAACAACAUGAGAAAGAGCUCAUCAAAUUGCUGGAACAAGGUGCGGACACAAGCAUAUAUGCUUCCCGGUGGCGCAUCGCAACACCAUGGCAUGAUAAGGAGCAAAGUACUGUGGUCAAGGUGCCGGAAAGAGAGUGGGGCUUCCCGGACAAUCGGAACAGUCCAUUUAUAUGGGCGAGUGAUUCGUUUGAACGAUUGCGUUCGGGAAGUUUGUGUGGAGAUACGUUGCGGUUGGAUGGUGAAGGCGCGAACAUCCGCAAGCUCUUGUCCACCCUCCGGAAUAAGGUGGGCCGCGCCCAGUUGGUGCAGGUCGAGGAUAAGAGAAAAAGGGUAGAGGAGGCGACGAAGCCUUGUGAAUUUCACGAGGUCAAAACAAUAUGCAUCCUUGGAUUGCCUGGCGCAGGCAAAACAACUCUUGCAAAACUGUUGUACUCCCAUCACUCAACGACAGAGCAGCAAUUCCAACACCGGGCUUUCGUGUCACUCUCUCCGGGUGCCAAUCUCACCGACACUCUUACUGAUAUUUUAUUGCAAGUAGGAGCAUAUAAUGAUGAUGCAACACCAUAUUGUGGGACCGGAACACCGCACCAACAGUAUCUCAUUGACAAUAUAUCAGCUUAUCUCAUUGGCAAAAAGUAUCUUAUUAUAAUUGAUGACGUUUGGCACUGGGAAGAGUGGGAAGUCAUCAGAAAGUCCAUUCCAAAGAAUGAUCUGGGUAGCAGAAUAAUCAUGACUACUCGUCUUAAUUCAAUAGCUGAGAAGUGUCGCAAUGAUGACAUGGAUGCGUUUGUUUAUGAAACUGAGGCUCUGGAUUAUGUGGAUGCUUGGUUGUUGUGUGACAAGGUAGCAAGAAAGUCUGUCACAUGUAUGAACAUUAAUCCAUGCUAUGAUAUCGUGGACAUGUGCUAUGGUAUGCCGUUAGCACUAAUUCGUGUGUCGUCAGCAUUGGCAGAAGAGAUACAAGCUUUAGACAGUGAUGAACGGCAAAUAUGGAGGGCUCUGAGACGGGUAGAGGAUGGUAUUUUGGACAUCCCAUCCUUGAAGCCAUUGGCAGAGAGUUUAUGCCUUGGUUACGACCAUCUUCCUCUCUAUCUGAGGACUUUGUUGUUAUGUUGUAGUGUGUACCAUUGGCUUGAUGGUGGGAUUGUUCAAAGGGGCCGUUUGGUCACAAGGUGGAUUGCUGAAGGAUUUGUUUCAGAAGAGAAAGCAGCAGAAGGUUACUUUGAUGAGCUUGUCGGCAGAGGAUGGAUGAAGCAUAGAGGGUUGAACGAGUAUGAGAUCCACCCUAUGAUGCUGGCCAUCCUUAGAUACAAAUCGAAGGAGUACAAUUUUGUAACUUGUUUGGGUACGGGAUCUGAUACUUGUACUAGUGCAUCUCUAUCCUACUCCUCUCCAACAAUGGCGAUUCGCCGGCUUUGUCUUCAAAGGGGGUACCCAAUGAAAUGCUUCUCAAGUAUGGAUGUGUCACACACUCGCAGCCUUGUCAUCCUUGGCGACGUGAUAGGAGUCCCCUUGGAUAUGUUUAAAAGAUUGCGAGUGUUGGACCUUGAAGAUAAUAUCGGUAUAGAGGACUCCCACCUGAAGAAGAUAUGUGAGCAGCUAGAGAGCCUCAGGCUGCUCAAGUACCUAGGUCUCAAGGGUACGCGAAUCACUAAGCUCCCACAGGAGAUACAGAAGCUGAAGCAACUGGAGAUUUUGUACGUGAGGAGCACAGGCAUCGAAGAGCUCCCAUGGGAGAUCGGGGAAUUGAAACAACUGCGGACUCUGGACGUGAGGAACACGCGGAUCAGCGAGCUCCCGUCGCAGAUCGGGGAGCUCAAACAUCUGCGGACUCUGGACGUGAGUAACAUGUGGAAUAUCAGCGAGCUGCCGUCGCAAAUCGGGGAGCUGAAGCAUCUACAAACUCUGGAUGUGAGGAACACGUCAGUGAGAGAGCUGCCAUCGCAAAUCGGGGAGCUGAAGCAUCUGCGGACUCUGGAUGUGAGGAACACGGGGGUGAGAGAGCUGCCAUGGCAAGCUGGCCAGAUCUCGGGAUCGCUGCACGUGCAUACAGAUGACAGUGACGAGGGCAUGCGGCUGCCAGAAGGCGUAUGCGAAGAUCUGAUCAAGGGUAUUCCCAAGGCUGAGCUCGCAAAGUGCAGUGAGGUCCUAUCCAUCAAUAUUGUCGAUCGUUUAGGAUCUCCCCCUAUUGGCAUAUUCAAGGUUAUUGGCUUGCACAAGAGUAUCCCGAAGCUGAUCAAAGAUCAUUUCAAUGUUCUUUCUUCCCUAGACAUCAGGCGGUACAACAAGCUAGAGGAGGAUGACCAUGAGUUUCUAGCCAACAAUAUGCCUAACCUCCAGAUGCUUGUACUGAGGUUCGAGGCCCCACAAAGAGAGCCCAUCAUCAUUAACCGCACAGGCUUCCAGAUGCUGGAGAGAUUCCUUGUGGAGAGCCGGGUGCCACGGAUAACCUUCCAGGAAGGAGCCAUGCCCAAGCUCAAGCAUCUCGAGUUUAAGUUCUACGCUGGCCCACCAAGCAAAGAUCCCAUAGGAAUCACCCACCUCAAGAGCCUCCAAAAGGUGGUCUUUCGCUGCUCCAAAUGGUACAAGAGCGACAACCCUGGCAUCAAGGCUGCCAUUGACGUCGUGAAGAAAGAAGCAAGGCAGCAUCCCAACCGGCCGAUCAGCCUUCUCAUCACUGAGGGCGAUAAGGAGGUACCGAAUAUUGAGGCACACGGGAGCAGUGAAAACAUUGUCGUUGUCCACGCUGCUCCUGACGACGCCAUCAGUUGCUCUAGCUGCGGCCGAACCAGCACUAGUAUCCAAGAGGGAACAGUCCGAGAUCGAAUACCAGCUAUGGAUUUGUUCUGGCCGGAGUUUAACAGCUAUGAAAAAGCAAAAAGAAACUAGCUAGUGCUAUUGUAUUCUAAUUUUACCUGUACUCUGUAUAGAAAAAUCUCUCUUUCAUUCAUGUACUCAUCAAAGCCUCCUCUUAAUUUUUGUUGCCUCUGUUGCUACAUAUGCUAUCCAUCGUACGUCAAGAUAGUAAUGUGUGUAGCUCCUUAUUUUUUUUAAUUUAUUGAGAAAUUAAAUUGUACUUUAUGUUGGA